AUGGCACCUACACCGGAGGCUGUAACACCAGCGGCGGUUUUUCAAUUUGAUGCUUUCAACCCGAAUACGACAAGGUGGUCACGUUGGGUGAAACGGUUUGAAACAGCUCUGGUGAUAUUCAACAGCGAUCAGGAAAAAAAGCGUCAAUUCUUACUUCAUUACAUAGGUGCGGCAGCAUAUGAUGUCCUCUGCGAUAAAAUCCUACCACGUACACCAGAAGACAUUACGUAUACGGAAAUCGUUAACACAUUGGAGGAGCAUUAUAACCCAAAACCCAACGAAAUUUUGAACCAAGCUCCAAGGUCCAAGGAAGAGGAAAAGAGAGAGCUCACACUGGAUGAAGCCGUUAACAUUGCAAAAGCCUACGAAGCAGCAGAAAAAGGCGGGAUCGAAAUCCGGAACUGCGCAAAGACAAAUGAAACAAGCGUAGACAAAAUACGAAUACAAGGUAAACACAAACUGACACAGGACAAGAGACAAAGCAAAGACAAUGAUAAACAGGGCAAAAGUGUCAAAUGCUUCAGAUGUGGCAGCUCUGCACAUUUGGCAAACGCAUGCACAUAUAAAGAAACAAUGUGUCACUAUUGCAAAAAGAAGGGGCUCUUGAAGAAGAUGUGUUUGCAGAAAAAGAAGCAAAUUAACCAAAUUUCUGAUGAAAAGGAAACGCUACGGCAAAAUACUGACUGUAAGGUAGAAGACUUAUUCCAAAUAAGUUGCUUAAACAACAAAGCUGAGCCAAGACGUAAAAUACUUUGUUCUUUAGAUGUGGAGGGUGAACUAAUUUCUUUUGAAAUUGAUACAGGCUCGCCUGUAAGCAUAAUCAUUCUGGCUGACGCAAAGAAAUAUUUUUCGAAAGCUAAAGUGAAGGAGAGUGAUACAAUCUUCUAUAGCUAUUGCAACACAAGGUUGGAAUGUUUGGAUACAUUGACGUCCAGGCGAGUACCAUUCCCACUUUGGGAGGCUGUAGAGGCAGAACUUGACAAGCAGGUGAGUGAAGGAUUGUUGGAAAAAACGGAUAAGAGCGAAUGGGCUUCACCCAUAGUCGUGGUACAAAAAGUGGAAGGCAAAGUGCGAAUCUGUGGCGACUACAAGCUUACGUUGAAUCCUGCACUACGCAUAGAUGAACACCCACUACCGACAAUAGACGAACUCUUCAGGAAUACGGCAGGAGGUACAAAGUUUACAAAGAUUGACCUGUCAAAGGCGUAUUUACAAUUGCAAAUUCAUCCGGACGAUCGGCACCUGCUAACAUUGAGCACCCAUCGGGGCUUAUACCAACCUACAAGGAUGAUGUUCGGCAUUGCUUGCGCUGCAGCGGUUUGGCAAAGGUUCAUGGAGAAGUUGGUGGGAGACAUUCCGGGAGUUACUGUGUUCCUCGAUGACAUCAAACUUACUGCACCCGACGAUGCAACACACCUUGAACGAUUGGAAGAAAUCUUACGCCGUCUAGAAAAUCACAAUAUGAGGGUCAACCUUGGUAAGUCACAAUUUUUAGCAGAUCGUAUUGAGUACUGCGGUUAUCUCAUAGAUAAACAAGGCAUCCACAAAAUGAAACAAAAAGUGGAGGCUAUUCAAAACAUGAAAACGCCAACCAACAAAGACGAAGUCCGCUCUUGCUUGGGAUUGUUGCAGAAUAAAGUUGAGUUCAAUUGGGAUGCCAAAUGUGAAAAUGCCUUACAGUCAAUAAAAGACGUUAUGCAAUCGGACAUUGUGCUGACCCACUAA
This is a messenger RNA of Rhagoletis pomonella (apple maggot), 1725 nucleotides long. RefSeq lists its product as uncharacterized. The transcript is spliced from 4 exons. NCBI's taxonomy places the organism in Eukaryota, Metazoa, Arthropoda, Insecta, Diptera, Tephritidae. Bases 1 to 1725 code for a protein of 574 amino acids. The record is from RefSeq and is a predicted model, not a curated record. Gene Ontology annotation, molecular function: nucleic acid binding; zinc ion binding.